Molecule: messenger RNA, 1288 nt
Organism: Diachasmimorpha longicaudata
Lineage: Eukaryota; Metazoa; Arthropoda; Insecta; Hymenoptera; Braconidae
Product: SUN domain-containing protein 1-like
Exons: 5
Coding region: 1-978 (325 amino acids)
Cellular component (GO): nuclear envelope; meiotic nuclear membrane microtubule tethering complex
Molecular function (GO): protein-membrane adaptor activity
Source: RefSeq, a predicted model, not a curated record
AUGGACCAUCCACUCGUGAAAUCAAAAAUGGAAAUUACAAAGACUCACAGAAGCUCAAGUUUCAACGGCGUUUAUGACUCAUCCAUUGAGUCAGCAGUUCCGAAUAUACGAAAUCCUUUUACACUCAUCCUGGAACUGGACUUAUUCGUUUUAUUAACAUUUGGAUACUACUUUCGAAGAUUCAUCAAAGCAAUCACACCUUUCUUGAGGAUAUUUACGAUCAUUAGCUUUGGAAUAACUUUGAUACUGACUUUUAUAUUGAUUCACUCGUCGAUGAAUAAGUCCUCAUCAAGAGAACUGGCAAUUGCUGGACAGUUGCAGAGCACUAAUUAUUUGAUGCAGCUAGAACUGGAACGAUUGAGAAGCAAGACUGUGGAUCUCGAAUUUGCUAUGAGAAAAAUGAAUUCUCAGUUAAAGGCAGCCCGAGUGGGCACAAAAAGUCAUCAAGAAACAUUAGCUGAUUUCGCUUCCGAGUCAGCUGGAGGCUCCAUCAUUGACACCCCAGGGACAAAAUCUUAUCACGAUCAGGGUCAACUCAAAACACUCUUUGGCAUUCUACUCUGGAAGCCCAACUAUUUCACUCCUCGCAAAGUCAUUCAGCCAUGGACUCAAGCUGGCGAGUGUUGGGCUUUCUAUGGUUCUCAAGGAAAAAUUGAAAUCGAACUUGCAUAUUCAACGUUUGUUAAUAAAGUAACUUUGGAGCAUAUUUCAGCUAGUGCAUCAUUGACCGGGACUAUUGAUUCAGCUCCCAAGGAAUUUCGUGUUCUGGGAAAAUUUCAGGGAAAUUAUAUCGAGCUGGCCACCUUUACGUACAGGCAUGAUGGACCUCCAUCCCAAAGUUUUCAGAUUGUGACAAAGGACAUGCAGAAUAACCCAACAAAGCAGAUAAUGUUGCAAAUUCUCUCCAACUGGGGACAUCCCGAUUACACAUGCAUCUAUCGUUUCAAAGUCCAUGGAAAAAUGUACAAUAAGAUUUAGCAUAAGGAAAAUAAAAAUUGAAAUACCACGUGAAAAGUUAGUUUUGGCCGUUUUAUUGUAUUCUCGUACAAAGUUAUGCGUCAAUGUCAGAGAAAAUGUCAUUACGUCCAUUUUUCGGCAGCAGAGCCACCCCAGUUCUGAGCGGGUGCUUGGGCAGGUGUAGCUGCAGCAUUUGCUGACCAUUCGUCUUGUACCUGGGUAGCCCAGUCACUUGAUGGAGCAAAGGCAGCAGCAGGAGCUGGAGCUGGUGCAGCAGCUGGUGUUGGAGCUGAAUCGUCAGCCCAGUUCUCAGUUGCGGGAGUAGACUCUA